Messenger RNA from Oryctolagus cuniculus (rabbit), 3535 nucleotides. NCBI's taxonomy places the organism in Eukaryota, Metazoa, Chordata, Mammalia, Lagomorpha, Leporidae. The record is from RefSeq and is a predicted model, not a curated record.
CUCAAGAGGCCGGAGAUAAUCGCUCAGAAAAUUCGGAGGCAGAGCAGAGGCCUGACCUCGACCCGCUCGGGCUCGAUUGGCCAACCUCCACUGGCGUCGGUAACGGUCGCGGAGGCGGGGCCGGAGGCGGUGGAGCGGAGCCGGGCCGGGCCAGGCUGGGCCGGGCCGGGUGAGAUGAAGAUCUAGUUUCGCACAUGAGACUCACUGGCCGAUCGUUUCAUUAAGAUCAUCUUGGAUGAGCAGGUGUGACGUGCAGGAGGAAAGAGCUAUGGCUGAGGCAACUCAGAUUUUUUUAUUGCCAAUCUCCACUUCUGAUUCCACUAUGUCUCCAGCAUCGCCUAAAGCCCAGCAGUCCAGUCAGUUAUCAGACAAACUCAUGGCUGAAAAGCAGCAGGAAGAAGCAGAAUGGGAGAACAUAAAUAUGCUGUUGAUGAAGCAUGGCUUAAAACCAUUGUGCCUGGUCAAGAGAAAAGAUCUUAAAGAGUUCAUCAUUUUUGACAAGCAGUCAUCACAAAGGAUGAGACAGAAUUUGAAAACGUUGGUAGAAGAAACAGCACGUCAACAGAGCAUGAUACAGGAGCUUAUAGAAACUAAUCAGCAGCUUAAAAAUGAACUUCAGCUAGAACAGAGCCGCGCAGCACAUCAGGAACAACGUGCCAAUGACUUGGAACAAAUUAUGGAGAGUGUGAAAUCCAAAGUUGGUGAAUUGGAGGAUGAAUCCCUAAAUAGGGUUUGCCAGCAGCAGAAUAAAAUAAAAGAUCUUGAAAAGGAGCAGAAAACUUUACAGGCAAAAUGCCAGCAUUAUAAGAAAAAACGAAUGGAACAACAAGAGACAAUUGCUUCUUUGCAAAAGGAUAUCUAUAGAUUAACAAAGGAGGAAGAAGAGCGCAUUUUCACUCAAAAUAGAGUGUUUGCCUAUCUCUGCAAGAGAGUUCCUCAUACCAUCUUGGACAGACAGUUGCUUUGCCUAAUUGAUUAUUAUGAAUCUAAAAUUAGAAAAAUCUAUACACAAAGGCAAUAUAAAGUUGAUGAAAGUCGAUCAGAAGAAGAGAAAGAAUACAGAAGCCUGAACGCCUCACCAACUUAUAAAGGCCUUCUAAUGUCCUUACAGAAUCAACUCAAGGAAUCAAAAUCAAAGAUUGAUGCCCUUUUAAGUGAAAAGCUAAACCUCCAGAAAGAUCUGGAAUCCAGGCCCACACAGCAAGAAUUACAACUAUAUAAACAACAAGUGAAGAAACUGGAAAAAGCCCUUAAGAAAAACAUCAAGUUACAGGAGCUUAUCCAUCCUAAAAAGACUGAAGAUACAGAGAAGGAUGAUCCCAGCAAAGAUAACCGGCAAAAGGCCCUGAUUGACCAAAGAUACUUUCAGGUACUGUGUAGCAUCAAUUCAAUUAUUCACAAUCCAAGAGCUCCAGUAAUAAUUUAUAAGCAGAGCAAAGGAGGAGCCCAGCAUUUUAAAGAUCUUGUUCAAGAUUGUGGAUUUGAGCAUCUUGUGCCAAUAAUAGAAAUGUGGGCAGAUGAACUGACAUCCCUAAAGUCUCACUUCCAAAAAUUAUUUGAUGUGCCUUCUUUAAAUGGAGUCUAUCCCCGAAUGAAUGAAGUUUACACUAGGCUUGGAGAAAUGAGCAAUGCUGUGAGAAACCUCCAGGAACUCCUAGAAUUAGAUAGUUCAUCAUCAAUGUGUGUGUUGGUAAGCACAGUUGGAAAACUGUGUAGUCUGAUUAAUGAGGAUGUGAACGAGCAGGUUAAGCAAGUAUUAGGACCUGAAGAUCUCCAGAGCAUUAUCAAGAAGUUAGAAGAACAUGAGGAAUUUUUCCCAGCAUUUCAGGCAUUUACCAAUGAUCUUCUUGAAAUCUUAGAAAUUGAUGACGUGGAUGCCAUUGUACCUGCAGUAAGGAAAUUAAAAGUACUUUCAUACUGAAAACAAAUCAAAUCAUUUUUACUGUGUAAAUUGCAUUCUUCACAUUCUAAGAAUUGUGUAGGAUUGAUCUUAUUUUGAGGCAAGGGUUAUAUAAUGUAUUUCCUCUCAGAAUUGAUCACCUCCUGAUUGGGUCACUCUCCAUCCAUACAGUUUUUAGUAACUUACAUUCUUAUACAACAAAUAGUUCUUAAGUUAUUGAAAGUAGUAAAUUCACUUUAGAUCCCUCAGUAAUUUUUUGUUAUUCUUGAGUGCUUAAAAUAUAAAGUUGUUUUAAAGUAGAGUUUUUAAGUAAAAUGAGAGAACAGUAAUAGAAAGGUUGGAUUUAAGUUCAGGGCUUUAGUGACUUUUGGGGUCAAGGCAGAAGUCCAGCCAGUGAAAGCUACUGUCUCCUGGUAAGGAUUAAUUGACACAUUAAGAUAUCCCUCAUGGCCAUUGUCAUUUCAAUGCAGGAAGGGCAAAAGGAAAAAAAGAAAAAAAAAUGUUACUGUGUUAGGCUAGAAAAUUAAUUAUGGGGUAAAAAUUUGAGUAGAUAACCCUCAUUUUUAAAAGUGUCCUUUUUUUGCAAUCUUGAUGUAAUGUACUUUUUUUUUUAUAAGGACCUAAGAUUUCAAAUAAAGUUUUUGUGAAUAAUUUCCAAACUUCAGUGUUCUUAGUGACUUCCUUGUGUUAUGGAGAGUCAUAUUCUGUUCCUAACCUGAGCCUUCCUUGACUACUGGUUGACCCUUUGCUGCACUUAACAUAAAGUACUUUUCUUGCUGGCUGCUACUUACUCUCCAUGCUUAAUAUUCAGUCUGAUUCUGCCUCACAUUCGUGAGUAUAAACCAUUUGGGCAACCCCUCGAGCUUCCCCUUUUUAAGCAAUAGACCUGGGAAGAAUUGGCAGGCGCUCUUGUGGGUUGGCAGGUAGAAUAUUGGAAAGCGUUUCCAGAAAGCAGCCUGGUGGAGUGGAGAGUAACUGUCAGUAGACAAGAAACCAGAGCCUUGGUGUUGUGACUGUGGGCUUAGGGAUAAGGCACAACAUAGUAUCCUUCUAGAUUUAAAAUUCUCCGUUAGCCUGCUGUUAGUUUUAAACAUGUGCCACAGUUUAUCAAAGAACCUGUGUUUUAAGUACCUCCAAUUGAUUAAAUUAAAUUGCUUUGAGAAAUUGCUGAGGCAGUUUGAAGUCUAGCAAUAUUUUAAAGGAAGAAAUGUGAUUAGAAAGUCAUUUUAACCUAAAAUUUAUCAGCUCAUUUAUGAGCCUGUGGUUAAUUCUUUAAAACAGUUUCCAAACUCUUCAGAGGCCACAGAGGUGUGUUUUUGUUUUUGUUUUUGUUUUUGUUUUUGAGAUGCCUCCAGGGCCACUCAGAGAACAGCUUUAGGCCCUCUCUCUUGGAUCCACUUUUAGACAAUUUUAGUUAUUUAAAAUAUAAAUAAUAAAAAUUAUGCAGUUAUUGAUUAGCAGUAUUCAAAUAUGAAUAUUUAAAAUCCAAGUGAUUCUUAAAACAGUUUGUUGAUGUAUAAGUGACCUAUGCUAAACUGUACAUAGUAAAGUAUAUAACUAGGUAAGUUCUGAUAUACACAUACACUGGUAAAACCAUCACCACAAUCAAAAUAAAACAUAACUAUCACACCAUGA